Messenger RNA from Nematostella vectensis (starlet sea anemone), 2261 nucleotides. Its product is annotated as steroid 17-alpha-hydroxylase/17,20 lyase. Gene Ontology annotation, biological process: progesterone metabolic process; hormone biosynthetic process. Gene Ontology annotation, molecular function: oxidoreductase activity, acting on paired donors, with incorporation or reduction of molecular oxygen, reduced flavin or flavoprotein as one donor, and incorporation of one atom of oxygen; iron ion binding; steroid 17-alpha-monooxygenase activity. The transcript is spliced from 2 exons. Lineage: Eukaryota; Metazoa; Cnidaria; Anthozoa; Actiniaria; Edwardsiidae. The record is from RefSeq and is a predicted model, not a curated record.
GUAGGGGUCCCCCGUUUAUAAAUUGAAGAUUUGUUUAUUGUUUUGUGCCGAAUGUGUUCUUGGGGCAUGACCAUUUGAUACGAUAGUUCCUUCUGUUGUCAGGGUCUAGUCAUCAACUGACCUUCUGCUUUACGCUUCACAUAAUCGCUUUUCGUUGCGGAUAUUUGUCCAGCGAAGCAUUGAUAGAUCUCGAUUCAGAAUAACUGACACCCAAGCCAUGAUCGCUGAAGUCAUCCUUCUCAUUGUCACCCUGGUGCUUCUUCACCAUCUCUUCCAUCGUUACACCGAGCCGUCCAACCUACCCCCUGGACCACGCCCUUACCCUAUUAUUGGAAACCUCCCGCUGCUGAUUGGCUCAUUCUCCUCACUCCACGUCAAGCUCACUGAGCUCGCUAAAACAUACGGCAGCGUCUACACUCUCUACCUCAACGGUCAGCGGUCUGUCGUCGUCUGCUCUGCCAAGGCAGCCCGCGAGGGACUGGUAGAGAGGAAAGACGCAAUCGCAGGACGUCCUUACAGCUUCUGUAGGGAUUAUGCGUUUCGAGGUAGCAAAAACAUUGGCUUUCUGGACUUUUGCCCCUCCUACUUACUAAAAAGGCGCAUUGUACAGUCAUCCAUGCGUCAGUAUUUCCCACAGGUAGAAGACAAAGUCAACCAUCACUUGGAUGAAGUACUGGCAAGGAUAAAAAUGCUUGAUGGGACCGCCUUUGAUCCUCAUUACUUACUGAAUUUAGUUACACUCAACGUCGUGAGCUCCAUUACAUUUGGAACCGAUUACAAGUUCGAAGAUCCUGAAUUUCAGCACGUGCUUCGUUUGAAUGACGCCGUUGGUCGGAGCUUCAAGGCCUUCAACAUACUCGACGUGUUCCCAUUUCUGAUUCAUCUUCCUUUUAGCGCAUCUAAGGAUCUGAAGUGUGUUUGUGCCGAGCGCGGUAAAUACGCGAUGGACAAGGCACAGCGACACGUAGACAGCUAUGACAGCGAUAGAAUCCGCGAUCUCACAGAUGGAUUCAUCAAGGGACUCGCAGAGGCAGUCAAGGAAGAUGAUAAAGUCGAAAGCUUUUUUACUACUGAGCAUGUUGCCAUGGUAAUGUCAGAAAUGACAAUCGCGGGCUCAGAAACAGCCUCAACAACAAUGCGCUGGAUGCUUGCCUAUUUGGCAGUCUACCCAGAAGUCCAAGCGAGGCUGCAUCAACAGCUGGAUGACGUCAUUGGAAGGAACAAAAAUAAAAUCAUCACACUGAAAGACCGAGAUCGAUAGCCUUAUGUAGAGGCAGUCAUAGCGGAGACAUUGCGCAUUUCGACACCGGGGCCGCUUGCAAUUCCACACAAAGCAACAUGUGACACGACAAUCAACGGCUACUUCAUCCCAAAAGACACCACUGUCAUCUUCAACCUGUGGGGGGUACACCAUGACCCUGCUGAGUGGGCGGAUCCCCAUGUGUUCAACCCCGCCCGCUUCCUAAACAAGGAUGGCAAGCUCAUCAAGAGUGAGAAACUCAUGCCUUUUGGUGGGGGGAGGAGAGUUUGUCCUGGAGAGAAGAUGGCGAAAAUGGAAUUUUUUUUGAUGACCGCAACACUCUUUCAACAUUUGCAAUUCAUGCCACAGCUAGAUGGCCCUUCACCGAGCCUCGAGGGAGCCAUGGGUGUGGUACAUUUUCCACUUCCUUACAAGAUACGAGCACUACAAAGACUCUAGGCGGCAUCUGUCUCCCACCCAGCCUCAAAGUCUAAGCUAUGGGUGUUGUACAUUAUCCACUGCCGUACAAGAUACAGGCAUUAAAGGGAAGUAUGGAGGAAUCUAUUGGUGUGGUACAUUAUCCAGUCCUUUACAAGAUAAAAGGGGGAGGGCAGAGAGGUUGAGGGGGGGCACGAGAGAUCAGGGGGGGAGGCAUUGAGAUCAGUAAAGGAGACAGGGCAGGGAGAUCAGGGAGGGAGGGGGAGAGAUCAGGGAUUGAGACAGGACAGAGAGAUCAGGGAGGCCAGAAAGGGAGGGCAGGAAUCGGGAAGGGAGGAAGGACAGAGAGGGAGAGAGCAGUGAGGGAUGGGGGGCAGAGAGGUCAGGGAGAGAGGAAGGGCAGAGAGGGAGGGGGUCAGGGAAGGAGGUUUCUGGCAACUCAGCAAACUGAUGAAGUUUUGUAUACUCUUGUUAAUUUGAACAAGCUUUACAAAAAUUAUCUAAAAAUGUUGGAUAAUUUACACAUUUGAUUCAAAAUAUUGCAGAAUAAUUGAUUGAAUAAAAAGCAUCACUUUCACUACCA